Messenger RNA from Plasmodium fragile, 1632 nucleotides. RefSeq lists its product as uncharacterized. The coding region runs from base 1 to 1632 and encodes 543 amino acids. NCBI's taxonomy places the organism in Eukaryota, Apicomplexa, Aconoidasida, Haemosporida, Plasmodiidae. The record is from RefSeq and is a predicted model, not a curated record. Gene Ontology annotation, molecular function: metal ion binding. The transcript has 2 exons.
AUGGCGUGCACUCCCCUGCUGAGCGAAGAGGACCUGUACCGGUUCCGCACGAAGCAGUGCCUGCGGCUUGCCAAGGGGGGGUGCGAAUUCGGGCUGGACCGAUGCCAGUACAGUCAUAGCGCAGAGUGGAUCAGGAGGUGCCCGUACUACAUUUCCCUUCCGUCCUACCUGAGGUACAUCCCUGUGGCAUGUCCCUUUUUUACGAAAAAGGGAAAACAAACUGACCAGGAUGAAGAAGAAAGAAAUACCAUUUUCAGAAACUCCCUAUUCCUCACAAACAAGGAUGGAAGUGUGAACAAUAAUUUUUACAAAUAUAUAGAAGAGAAAAAUCAGAGCAAGUGUCCACUAGGGGUUGAAUGUCCAUUGGCUCACAGCAAAGAAGAAAUCGAUUACCACCCUCUUCUGUACAAAACGAAAAGGUGUGAAGAUUAUAUGCAAGCCAAAUGUAAUAGGUACUACUGUCCUAAUUUACAUGGCCUAGCGGAACAAAGAAAAAUAAAAGAGUACUUUAUCCCCUUUUGCAGCAAAAUAAAUAUCCCCCCUUACCCUAACGUUACCGUUGUCAGUAAAAUACAAUAUGGUUCAUUUAAAAGACAGAAUCAGGGAAGGAGUAGUGGCAAGGAGAUUACUUCAACAGAGCAAGGGUGUAACUCUUCUUCAUUUUCCUUUAACUGCUCACACGGCAAAAAUAAUAAUCAUUCUUAUAGGGGUGGAAACAGAAUGACAAUUGCCAAGGGGAAUAGAAGUGUCGACGUGAACUAUAACUCGAUUAGAAUACCCUACCAGGAGAAGAAACUCUCUUUACACGACACUCCAAAUAAUGAAAAAAGACGCAGCACCUAUUUCUAUGACCAACAUAUGAAUACCUACCAAAAUACCUUAACAAGGAAAAAAAAAAAAAAUUCCAUUUUCUCCUACCUGAACAACUAUGAUUAUAAGUACACGUUAUACAUAAACAUUUUGAAGAAAUUUAUGCACCUUUUCAACCUGGACAUAUCUGAUAUGGACUCAGGGGUGCACUUACCAGAGCAUUUCGCUACUCACUUGGAGGGCUACUUAUGGGGGAGCGACGACCAGGUGAAGAAGAACCCCUCUGCAGAGAACGCUACCUCACCCCACAUAUGGAACGGCACGGUAGGGAGCCUUCCCAAGGAGGACAACCACAACAGCUGCUACCACAACCACAACGCAGUGGAAGAGAAAACGGACAAGAAUAUUUUCCUGAACAAAAAAUACUGCCAUAUUUUAAAUCAUAUACUUAACAAGAAUCUGGAACUCACGAAAAACAAAAUAAGAGAAAAGAAUCACUCAGCCAAAAGUAGCUACACGGACAUAGACUACAUGCACAAGACGACCUCCAACGAUAGCAGCAACGUCUGCGCAUCUUUCACACAAUAUUUGAAUAACCAAAUCGUGGCCCCAGAGGAAGACGAUAACCAAACAUAUGAGAGCUUUUUAAAUUUGCUCACCCAUGUGUUGUGCUUGCUUUACUUUACCACUGACUCCAGGGCGCACUCAUCAUUCGACCUCUACACGCAUGAGCUGGCCAAGCGGAUUCACUGUGAGAGUAAAAAAAUGAGGGACAUGAGCAUGGAGAAGUACCUGGCCAGUGGCGUCAAGGAGCUGAUUUGA